This is a messenger RNA of Diaporthe batatas, 1222 nucleotides long. RefSeq lists its product as uncharacterized. The transcript is spliced from 6 exons. Bases 1 to 834 code for a protein of 277 amino acids. NCBI's taxonomy places the organism in Eukaryota, Fungi, Ascomycota, Sordariomycetes, Diaporthales, Diaporthaceae. The record is from RefSeq and is a predicted model, not a curated record.
AUGGAGUUGGUGGUCGUUGUUGCGGCUCAGAGCCGCCCGUCUUGGGCACAGGGAAGCAGGGGUUUGCCUGCCGCAACACCCCACUCCCGUGUGGGUGAGAGCUUCACUCGUUUUCACGGUGCAUCAACUGGGCAUCCGGUCGAACUUUUCACAGCCAACAUGCUGACCUCACGCUUCAGGGUCGCGAGCCAAUUGCGCCGGUCAGUGGUGGCGAGGAGUAUCACCACGCUGUCCAAUAACCCAGACAUUAAAGUCUUCCCCAACCCCGGGGCGUCGCCCUCCUCCCCCUCCUACCUGCUGACCUACCUGUCGACGGAGCCGCCCAGCCCAAACCUGGCCGUCGGGACGACGACGGAGCUCCCGCCGACGCCGCGCUCGUUCCGCGAGAACGGCCGCUUCCUGGGCAUCCUGAACGAGGUCCUCGCCGCCCACGCGCACCUCGACCAGGACCUGCGCGCCGCGGCGCAGGCGUUUGCCAGCCCCGGCGGUGUCAACCUGGGCGGCGGGAUGAUGAGGGGCAAGGGGAAGCGGAGGGGCGGGUCGGACGGCGCCGGGGGCGCGAGCGACCAGGGGGGCGCCGGGGGUGGGGGCGCUGGGGGCUGGGUGCACCUGAGUGAUAGGAGAAACCCGCCAGACUUUGGUAGGAUAGCAUGGCCUGAGGACAUAUUUGGCAGUAUCCAGGUCGACAGCAAGGGGAAUAUCGAGGGCAACUUCCAGACAAGUGGGACCUACAGGAUAGUGACAAACGAGGGGAUACUGGGCCUGAGCCCCUUCUUGACUGAGAAGCUUGUUGCAAGGUUACGGGAGGAGGAAGCGAAGGAGCGAGCAUCAUGAGGGCAGGCUGGUCGUGUUAUUGGAUUGGAGCUCUUCUUCAGGCCCAGCACGAGAUCAACUCUGUGUCUGCCAGGACAGUCUACCCCCAAUUUUUACGAGUACGAGUGUGAUAUUUGUAUGAGUACGAAGUCAGUGGGGUAUUACCAAGACUGCGAAACAUUCACUGAGACCGAGCAUGGGAUAUUACCGCCCUAAUAAGGAUGUAGAAUUAUGGUCAUGCCUCUGCGAGGAGGAAUAAGAUGAAGGAGAGCUGCGGGCCUCCCACUCUAACCAAAGGACCCGGACACUGUCAUCUUGGAGUCACUGUCAUGACUUGGAAGUCAGUAUUCACCAAAACGGAGGCACGCAGUCUCUGAGCACUCACUGCCACCCUCAUCUUGCAGAGUCC